Insectozyma verbasci is the source of this 1191-nucleotide messenger RNA. The record is from the annotation of a GenBank genome assembly. NCBI's taxonomy places the organism in Eukaryota, Fungi, Ascomycota, Pichiomycetes, Serinales, Debaryomycetaceae.
AUGGGGUUGUUUAUUCCAAGUAAUAAGUUACCAAAUUUAAAAUUGUAUAAAUAUUCAUCAGAAGAUCAUUCAAUUAUUUCAAAAUAUGUUUUAAAAAAGUGGUGGAAUUGGUUUGUUCAAGUUUUCCCAUUAUGGAUGGCACCUAAUGUUGUCACAUUAUUAGGUUUAUUUUUUAUAAUCUCAAAUUUAUUAGUUGUUUUUUAUUAUAAUCCAUAUUUAGAUCGAACUCAACCUUCAUGGUGUUAUUUUUUUUAUGCGUUUGGUUUAUUUAUGUACCAAACUUUUGAUGGUUGUGAUGGUUGUCAUGCUAGAAGAACAGGUCAAAGUGGUCCUCUUGGUGAAUUAUUUGAUCAUUCAAUAGACGCAAUUAAUACAACUUUUGGUUCAAUUAUAUUUGCUUCAGUUUUAAAAAUGGGUUAUGGUGGUUUAAUGAUGUUAUCACAAUUUGCUUCAGUUUGUAAUUUUUAUACUUCAACUUGGGAAGAAUAUCAUACUCAUACUUUAUUUUUAUCUAAAUUUUCAGGUCCUGUUGAAGGUAUUUUGAUGAUUAUUGGUGUUUAUAUUUUAGCUGGUUUAUUUGGUCCUGAUAUUUUUAAUAUGGAUUUAUUUGAAAUUGAUUUAUCAAGUUUAGGUUAUCAAAGUUAUAAAGUUAGUACAUCAUUAUUUUAUGUUGUUUUAGGAUUAGGAUCAUUAUAUUUUAAUAUAAUAUCAGCUAUGCAAAAUGUAUCAAAACAUUAUGAUGAAAAAUUUGGUAAACAUUCAAAAGAAUCAAAAGUACAAAUUUCAAAUGCACAUCAAGGUUUAUUUCCUUUUUUCAUUUAUUAUGGUUUCAUUAUAUUAUUAGCUUGGUUUUAUCCAAAUAUAAUUUCACAAUUUGGUUUUCCUUUAAUUAUAUCAAUUGGUUGUACAAUUGCUUUUUUUGUAGGUAGAAUUAUAUUAGCUCAUUUAACAUUACAAGAUUUUCCAUAUGUUCAAUAUCCAAUAUUUGUACCAAUUGGACAAUUAAUAAUUAGUCAAAUUUUAAUUAAAAUUUAUGGAUAUAAUGAAACUAAUGUGUUAAAUGGAAUAAGUUGGUUAGGUUGUGGUAUUACUUUGGGUAUUCAUUCAUUCUUUGUAGCUGACAUUAUUACUGAAAUUACUCAAUAUUUAGACAUUUAUGCAUUAUCAAUUAAACAUAAAAGAGUAGAUUAG